AUGUUGUUUUUUGUUGCUCAUAAGACUCGCGAUCGUGGACUAUUCUCUAUACUACGAUCCUUCAUUAAAAGACGUCGACGCGACGAUGAAGAAGACCACGAACAGCCAAUUGAAACAAACAAAGAUCCUUCCAAAUAUCAAAGAAACAAUGAUACCCACGCGGCAUGGCGGGAUACGUUCUACAGCAACGACACAAACUCGAUCGUCAACCAGUUGGCAGCUCUUGCAGCCAGCAUAAGGGGCAUUUCGUCAAACGAUGCCGCAUCAAUCCAUUCAUCCUCCUCCACAACUAGUACAUACAUCCAAGCGGAAGAAAGAAUAGACAAACCACAAGACUUGGAAGGAGAUGAAUCCUUCGAAUACCUCCGAAGUCUCAUUACCGUCUCAUGUGGCCCCCAACCCGCACCAGACACCACAUCGACAUCAUCGACAGAGACUCCAACCCUGAAAGUCCCACCACUCCGACGUAAACGCGCAUCAUCCAGAUUGAGUCUACGAUUCGACAUUCCCGGUCUUUCGUUUACCCCGAAGACUCUUCGAAAGCCAUGUCCUCGAUACACGACGCUCCCACCAAUCUACACACCCAACCCAAUUCCCAUUCGACCGCAGAUCCGCUUCUGA
Messenger RNA from Penicillium malachiteum, 621 nucleotides. RefSeq lists its product as uncharacterized. The record is from RefSeq and is a predicted model, not a curated record. Lineage: Eukaryota; Fungi; Ascomycota; Eurotiomycetes; Eurotiales; Aspergillaceae. The transcript has a single exon. Bases 1 to 621 code for a protein of 206 amino acids.